Molecule: messenger RNA, 434 nt
Organism: Macrobrachium nipponense
Lineage: Eukaryota; Metazoa; Arthropoda; Malacostraca; Decapoda; Palaemonidae
Exons: 10
Coding region: 42-434 (130 amino acids)
Source: RefSeq, a predicted model, not a curated record
UUUCAGGAGGAAUAUCACUCUUGCACCUGAGGAAGCUGAAUAUGAUACAGGAGAAACUAAACGAAGUGUACACGAAGUUUUGCGAUAUGGAGGAGAAUCUUACAGGAUUUCGUUGGGCACUGCAUCGUGUGGAAAAUACAGUGGACACCAACCAGGAAUCCUUGGAAAAUUUCCAUCGUAAACUGGAACACGUGAAAGGUGCAGUGAACAACAACAAGGACUCUUUGCAAAAACUUCAUCGUAACUUGGAAGCCGUGAAAGGUGCAGUGGACAGCAACCAGGUCUCCUUGCGAAGUGCAGUGAAUAACAACCAGAACUCCUUGCAAAGGAAAUCAUUAAUCAACGUUCAGCAGAAACCAGUUUACAAAAACAUUGGAGUUUAUGAGUUCCCUUGUAGAGAAUGUGAUAAGAAAUAUUUCGAUAUCACAGGAUAA